Messenger RNA from Parathielavia appendiculata, 636 nucleotides. RefSeq lists its product as uncharacterized. Bases 323 to 571 code for a protein of 82 amino acids. Lineage: Eukaryota; Fungi; Ascomycota; Sordariomycetes; Sordariales; Chaetomiaceae. The record is from RefSeq and is a predicted model, not a curated record. The transcript has a single exon.
CGGGGACGACUUUUGGAUCGAUUGCUUCAGUGCCACUUACGGAGGUACCUAACACAGCUUGUCGCUGCAGAAGGAGAAUUUGCCCAGGCCAACCAUGAUUUAUCCAGCUGUGUACAUCCGUAGGUGCAGCCAUCACACACCCAAGAUAGGAUGGUAGUCUGCAGUGGCUGGCUUUCCAAUGACGGCGUUGGACAAUGUCUCUGGACAGAACAGCGUCAACUAGAUCAAAAGAGCCCACACGUAUGUAACGCGUAAAUCGUGGGGCUCCUGGGAAGAACCCACCGGAAACAUGCAUGUUCCUGGUGGAAGAUGGGUCCCCGAGAUGCUGUUGGUGGUCCCGCUUUCUGGCUGUCUGGUGUGCAUGCGAUCGGCAAGCGUGGUCUGUUUCGGGCAGAUUGGAGUGAACAUGGAUGCUUCUCAUCCCCAGACCCUCCAUGAGUCCACCUCGAAAGUGCCUCGUGUUGGGAGGAUGCCGCCCGAAUGGAAGAGAUUAAAGUGCGUGCAGAGUGGAUGUGCCUGCUGUUGGAGCUACAGCUUGGCUGGAGUUGUUUUCUUUGACGGCUUAGCAUAAUUAUUAAGAGCCACACACACUCUGGACGGUCUAACGUUAACCACCUGGGCAGCUUUCAAACCGUG